CGCCUUUCGCAAAGCAGGCCGGGAGGGGAGGCGUUCGUUUUCCAAGAUGGCGGCGGUGCUGGGCGAAGGCUGGUGGGCUCAGCUGCCUUCUCACCCCGCGCUGGCCCGGCUGCGGGAGCAGGCCUCCCCGGCAGGCGAGGAGGGCUCCUCCCCGGCCUUGCCCCGCUCCCUGCUCCUCGGCCUCGGCGCAGAACUCCUCCUCUGGGACCCAAGGAGCGGCGCCUUCUGCGUCCUCGGCCUCCGCGGCCCCGAAGGCGAGCAGACAGGCCUCGAAGGCCGCGCCCAGACGUUGCUCUGCCUCAACCCUCCGCUUUUUGAGGUCCACCAGACGGUGCUGAGUCCCACGCAGCAGCACGUGGCGCUCAUCGGCACCAAAGGCGUGAUGGUGAUGGAGCUGCCCAAGCGCUGGGGGAAGAACUCUGAGUUCGAGGGAGGGAAGGCCACGGUCAACUGCAGCACCGUCCCCAUUGCUGAGCGGUCUUUCACAAGCGUGGCGACUUUGACCCUGAAGCACGCGGCCUGGUACCCCAGUGAGACGCUGGAGCCCCACAUUGUGCUCCUCACCUCCGACAACACGAUUCGGAUUUACACCCUGAGUUCUCCUCAAACUCCUGUGAAAGUCAUUGCUCUCUCUGAUGCCGACGAAGAGACAUUGAGGCUUAGCAAAGGGAGAGCGUAUACGGCACUGAUGGGCGAGACGGCCGUGGCAAUGGAUUUUGGCCCCUUGGCCGUGGUUCCCAGGUCCAUCGCAGGCCAGUGGGAGAAAGAGGAGGCGCUGGCCUAUCCCUUGUAUAUCUUGUACGAAAAUGGGGAGACCUUCCUGACCUACGUCAAUCUGCUCCACAGUGCUGGGACUCUUGGCCGGCUGCUGGGCCCACUACCUAUGCACCCUGCGGCUGAAGACAACUAUGGGUACGACGCGUGCGCUGUGCUCUGCCUCCCUUGUGUCCCCAACAUCCUGGUGAUCGCCACGGAGUCAGGAAUGCUGUAUCACUGCGUGGUGCUGGAGGGAGACGACGAUGACGAGCAGGCGUCUAUCAAAUCCUGGGACUCACGGCCGGAUCACAUCCUGUCCCUGUAUGUGUUCGAAUGUGUGGAGCUAGAACUUGCGCUGAGACUGGCCUCGCGAGAAGGCGAGCAGCCACUGGAGUCGGACUUCUCUUGUCCCAUCAAGCUGCACCGAGAUCCCAAAUGUCCCUCUCGGUAUCACUGCACGCAUGAUGCUGGGGUGCAUAGCGUCGGCCUUCCCUGGAUCAACAAGCUGCACAAAUUCCUUGGCUCAGACGAGGAAGACAAAGAUAGUUUGCAGGAACUUGGAGCAGAAGAGAAAUGCUUUGUGGAGCACAUUCUUUGCACCAAGCCUCUGCCAUGCAGGCAGCCCGCCUCCAUCCUCGGGUUCACCAUCAUCUCUGACAUCCUGGGCCCUACGAUGGUCUGCAUCACAGAGACUUACGAAUGCGUCACCAAGCCUCUUCUUUCGACUGUCCACUCGCCGUGCCCUCCGCUCCUGUGCAGCAAGGAUGACGCGCGGGCAGCGGCCUCCCCGCUCCGCCUUCUGUCCGAAUCGCAGGACUCCUUCGAGAGGCACAUCCAGAGCAUCUUGAGUCGUGGCUCCGCCAACCCACUGCUGUUGAAAGCAGCAGAUAAAGAGUCCUCGCCUCCCCCCGAAGAAGGCCUUCAGCUCCUCAGCAGGGCCACCCAAGUCUUCAGGGAAGAAUACAUACUGAAGCAGGACUUGGCCCGGGAAGAGAUCCAGCGAAGAGUGAAGCUGCUGCUUGAGCAGAAGAAGACGCAGCUGGAAGACCUUGCCUAUUGUCGAGAAGAAAGGAAGAGCCUUCGGGAGAUGGCGGAGCGGUUGGCGGACAAGUACGAGGAAGCCAAGGAGAAGCAGGAAGACAUUGUGAACAGGAUGAAGACGGUCCUGCGCAGCGUCCACUCUCACCUCCCUGUGCUGUCAGACAGCGAGAAGGACAUGAAGAAGGAGCUGCAGAUGAUACAAGAACAGCUACGGCACUUAGGGAAUGCCAUCAAACAGGUCAAAAUGAAGAAGGAUUACCAGCAGAGGAAGACGGAGACAGGGAGCAGCCCCCGCAAACCCAGCAUCACCCUCAGUGCCUCCCAGAGGAAGUGCAUCCAGGCCGUCCUGAAAGAGGAGGGAGAACACAUCCAAGAGAUGGUAAAACAGAUAAACGACAUCCGAAAUCAUGUCGCCUUUUAAUAGACAUCAUAAAGGUCAACCUUUUGUGGAAUGUUAUGGGAAACAAGCUGCCUUUCUCCUAAUUUAUACAAGUUUUCUAUUGUUUUUGGUAUCUGCAACAUGUAAUAAAUGCUUUAUUAUUCAGAA
This is a messenger RNA of Anolis sagrei ordinatus, 2344 nucleotides long. RefSeq names its product nucleoporin 88 (gene NUP88). Gene Ontology annotation, biological process: mRNA export from nucleus; ribosomal small subunit export from nucleus; ribosomal large subunit export from nucleus. Gene Ontology annotation, molecular function: structural constituent of nuclear pore. Lineage: Eukaryota; Metazoa; Chordata; Lepidosauria; Squamata; Anolidae. Gene Ontology annotation, cellular component: nuclear pore. The record is from RefSeq and is a predicted model, not a curated record.